This is a messenger RNA of Xyrauchen texanus (razorback sucker), 3147 nucleotides long. RefSeq names its product GRB2 associated, regulator of MAPK1 (gene garem1). The transcript is spliced from 6 exons. Lineage: Eukaryota; Metazoa; Chordata; Actinopteri; Cypriniformes; Catostomidae. Bases 206 to 2806 code for a protein of 866 amino acids. The record is from RefSeq and is a predicted model, not a curated record. Gene Ontology annotation, molecular function: proline-rich region binding. Gene Ontology annotation, biological process: cellular response to epidermal growth factor stimulus; epidermal growth factor receptor signaling pathway.
UCCAACUCCGACAUCUGUACGGAUUGGGAGACAUGGCAUUUCCUGUCAGUGUAAAUAGACAGUUGGCUGACAUGGCUACACUACAACCCUCGGUUGCCUUUAAGUAAACAAAAGAAUAUCAAACGCAGCUUUCUCCAUGAAAGAACAGUUCUUCACUGCAGAUGCAAGUGGCGGCGGGUUAACGUGCUGAUGUUAGCAAGCUAACAUGGACCUUGGAUUGAUGCUGUACAACAGUUUGAAAGAUGUAACAUGGAGCACGACGACACUGCCCCUGGAUAGACUUGUUAGUGCCUACAGACUACCACAGAUUGUGAAGUUGGACAGCGGGGAGUUGUUGGAAGGGCUGAGAGAAAACGACUACCUCUUGAUUCAUUCAUGUCGGCAGUGGACCACAAUCACCGCCCAUAGCCUAGAGGAGGGCCAUUAUGUCAUUGGACCGAAGAUCGAGAUUCCGGUCCAUUAUGAGGGUCAGUUUAAGCUGUUGGAGCAGGACAGGGACACUAAAGAGCCCGUGCAUUACUUCAACAACGUGGAAGAGGUGGCCAAAGCAUUCCCUGAACGAGUGUACGUCAUGGAGGAAAUAACCUUCAAUGUCAAGAUGGCAUCAGGAGAGUCCAAUGAGGACACAGAAGUUUACAACAUCACACUCAGCACAGGGGAUGAGCUGACACUCAUGGGUCAGGCUGAGAUCCUCUAUGCCAAAACGUCACGAGAAAAAUCCCGCUUCAACACUAUCUUCAAGCGAAUUGGGAGGUUAAAUUCCAUCAGUAAGCUUGGCCGCGGAAAGAUGCCAUGCCUUAUCUGCAUGAACCACCGCACCAAUGAGAGCAUCAGCCUGCCUUUCCAGUGCCGAGGGCGCUUCAGUACCUGCUCCCCACUAGAGCUGCAAAUGCAGGAAGGAGAACACACCAUUCGCACAAUUGCAGAGAAGACCAGGUUACCUGUGAAUGUCAUGGUGCCUAGCAUCCCACCACGUAAUCCACAUGACCUCCAUUUGAUUCGCGAAGGCCACCGAUAUAAGCUGGUCAACAUUCAGACCAAGACAGUGGUCGUGUGUUGUGCGUUACGUUCAAACAAAAUACUGCCUGUGCAUUUUCCUUUGCACAUGUCCACAGCACUGCCCCGUUUACUGGUACCUGAAGGGCUGCUUCAGGGAGAGGCCUGGCUGGAGACUGUGGUCCACCGCUGGUUUACUUAUUGCCAGGAGCAGUUUGAUAUUGACGACUACUCUAGGGCAGUCCGUGAUGUGCGGGUGGACUGGAUUGAGGAUGGCAAGAGCCCGAAAAAAAGUAGCAUUCUUGAAACAGGAAGUGGCAGUGUGGUCUGCAACAGUAGUGGAAGUGGGAGCAAUGGCUGCCCCUCACAUGUGCAUUUGCCAAGUUCUCUAAGCUCAGCCCGUGAAGAGCUCACACAGUCAUUCCACCGACUGUCUGUCUGUGUUUAUGGCAACAAUCUCCAUGGCAACAGUGAGGUGAACCUUCAGAGUUGUGUUAGCUUAUGUGGAGAUUGUGUGCCGCCAGAGCCAACGGAUGCAGAUUAUCUGUUCCCUGAGCUGCUAGAGAGUUCUUCAGGUUCAUUUAAACCAGAUGUGCCAUAUGAGGAGCUUUGGUUGGACCAUGUGAAGAACCCUGGAUUGGAGCUUGAUCACACUGAGGGUGUCCGAGUAAAUCCUACAGUCUCCAGCUGCAUGAAUGUACUGCCAUAUCCAACAGCAGGUCCCACAAGCACCCUCCUCAGUGCAGAUGUCAUUCUACCUCCACCUCCGGUGCCUCCAAAGUCUGAAGCUGUGAAGGAGGAGUGCCGGCUGUUGAAUGCACCGCCAAUUCCACCAAGAAGCUCCAAACAGGCAGGCUCCAGCAGUGUCACGGUGCCAUACACACCUGCAAAGCCACGUCAGACAGAAACCCGCUCCCCAAGCCCAACACUUUCCUAUUACUCAUCUGGCCUAUGCAACAUAGGUGUAGAGGGUGAGUCUCCGAGUGAGACAGAUGAUCAGAACCAUGCAUGUUACCCAUGUAACUGGAUCAAACCAGAUGCCAGUGAAGUCUCCAAGCCUGUCCUUUGCCUCAGUCCUUCCAUCGAUGCGUCUUUCUCACGGCUUUCCUGGCCAAAUGAUUUCUGUGGGGCUGAUUUGUAUAAAGGUGAGGACUUCUCGUCAGUCCACUGUCGGAGUUACUCGAGCUAUCCUCGGAAGAAGACCCCUGGUACUCCUAAGGUUUGUCCCUCAGGCCUCUUUGACUUUGAUAGGUGUGUGAAUAUUGAAGGGAGCACUGCAAACUCAAAGGUACAACAGGUUUCUCAGCCUGCCCAGUUUUGUACCAAAUCCACCAGCUACACCAUGGAAAUGUACAGAGACAAACCCACAGAGGAAUGUAACACUAAGCAAAGCCAGUCCUGCCCUAUCUUGCCUCCAAGAACCCCCAAAUCUAACGAUAUAAAGAAAGAUGCAGACCCCACUACAACCAUGGCCAAUGUUGAUGCUUUAGUACUGGAGUCCAAAAGCUGCUUGUCUGAAAGACCACAUCAAAGCACUACAGAUGUGUUCUCAAUCUCCUAUCCUGUAGCCACAGGGUUGUCAUGGCAACCACCAAAAAACCUAUCCGGUCUCUCCAUUGAGGAAGUUUCAAAGUCACUACGAUUCAUUGGUUUGUCAGAUGAUGUUGUUUCUUUGUUUGUGCAAGAAAAAAUUGAUGGAAAUUUGCUCCUGCAGCUAACAGAGGAGAUUUUGUCAGAAGACUUUAAGCUAAGCAAACUUCAAGUGAAGAAACUCAUGCAGUUUAUUAAUGGCUGGAGGCCCAAAAUGUAAGGCUGAACAAGCAAGCCAGUCUAGAGCAAAACAUGCAAUGCACUGGAGUGGCAGUCACAAAUAUAGGCCUUCAGUAUUGCAUUUGACUGUUUUGUAUCUAAAUGCUAUGCACAGUCUUGCAAUGUUUUUAAUAGCCUUUGUUUAAUAUAUACAUGUAUAUAAAUGUAUAUAUAUAUAUAUGUGUGUGUGUUGCUUUGUGUAUUAACCUGUACUCAUCUCUAUGUAAUCUCUGUUACAUUAUGGUACUUGCACAAUGGACUUUUUUGCUCAAACCAAAAGCCUUUUAAAAAUCUGAAUAUAUAUAUUUUGACCCAAUCCAACCGUGGCCUAAGUUUCCUUGG